CCUGGCCAUGGCGGGCUUUACCAAAACACAGCGAGGCGCCAAAAUAUAAGGACACCCUGCACUAUACACGCCACUGAGACGAUACCUACUGUGCUAACGUUUAAUAUCAUCCCAUUUAUGUGUCCCAAGUGAGGGUGAGAGGCCGGGGGAUCAGCAGGGGAGUCAGCAGAGGUGCCCGGCAGGUGGUCAGCAGGUCCCCAGCUGACCCAACGUCAACACCUUGGCGCCCAGCACGCAGCUCAGCCUCAGCACUUCAGGGCCUCCUCCUCCCCGGGAACACGGCUGCCAUGGACCUAGCGGCGGAGUCUGGGAAACGUAGGUAUGACAAGGAGAACUCUGAGACUGCUGUAAAAUGCACACGCUGGAGCCUCGGGGGGGCCGUGGGCACCGACCCGCCCCUGCUGGCUGACAUGGGGCUGGCGGUGCUGCAAGACGAGGAGAUCGUUGCUUGUGCCCCCAGCCGCAUUGCCACCCCCUCCCCCCUCCCCCCCACACAGUGCCACUCCGCUGGUGCCUCCCCUCCCCUUACAGUUCUACACAAUGUGGACCAGAAUAUCCAGAGUCAAGAGACCUUCAUCCCCGACACCACAGGAAGCGCUGCAGAGUUCUUUGUUUAUAAGCGCAGGAAAACGGAUAUUAUAGGUGGAGAUGACAAAUUCAAUAGGAUGUCCGACGAGCUCAUUCUGGCAGUGUUUCGGUGGCUCCCUAAGUUCAUGCUGGCCAGAUGUGCGCAGGUCAGUCGCCGCUGGAAGAGAAUGGCCUUCGACGAGUCACUGUGGCGCAGGCUUGACGUGGGCGGCAAGACUCUAAGGCCCGGGGUAGUGGGCCGAGUCAUCCUCCGCGGCUGCAGCAUUCUACGGCUGGCCAAGGCUGAGGUGGGCAGCCCAAUCUUCUCGCCCCAGCUCCAACACCUGCCCACCCUGAUGCCUGUGAGGAGUAAGCUGCAGUACCUUGACCUCAGCAUGGCCGCCAUCCAGCCACAAGCCUUGGAGGAGCUGCUGAGUGUGUGUUGGGACCUGAAGAAGCUGAGCCUGGAGCACUGCACCCUCACCCAGGAGGUCUGCCAACACAUCGCCAACAACACCUCCCUGGAGACCCUCAACCUGGCCAUGUGCUACGGCCUCUGCUAUGCCUUCCUGGUCAACAUCCUGGCGCAGUGCAAAAAACUACAGUGCUUGAAUUUAGCGUGGACGGGAAUGAGUUCUGAGGACCUGCGUGUGGUCUGCCGUCGCUUCCCUCCCUCCCUGGAGCGACUUAACCUCUCAGGCUGCCGGAACUCCCUCACAGACUCACAUGUCCGAGUGUUGUCCGAGCAGAGCAUUGGCCUGGUGGAGCUUGACCUGAGCGAUGCCACUCACCUCACUGCCAACGCCGUGUCCUCCAUCGCCAAGAACCUCCACCGCGUUGAGUACCUCGCCUUCUCCCGCUGCUACACCAUCCAGCCAGACACAUACCUAGAGCUCAAGUCGAUGCCAAACCUGAUGUACCUGGACGUCUAUGGCAUCCUAAAUGACGCCGCCUUGUGCACACUGAAGCAGUCCCUCCACCACGUCAAGGUCAACAAGUACCUAUUCUCCUCCGUGGCCCGACCCACAGUGGGCAUUCGUCGAACUUCAGUAUGGGGUUUGAGGGUCAGAGACUAGCAGGGUGUAGAGGUGACUAGACAUGCGAGUUGAUGGUACCCAAGUGGUCAUUUUCAGCUCAUUCCUUCCUCACCGCUGAACCUAACCUAACCUAACUUGGCAACCUAACAAGCUGGGGGAGGUGUGGGGGAGGGCAGGUGCCAGUGUGCAGUAUAUCAGAUGUGUUCAACAUGUGAUCAGUUCGUAAGUCGUAAUUGUUAACUCUAGUAUUAAGGAUUAGGAUGUGACAGAAAGGAAACAUACAAGUCAUUCUACCAGCCCACACUAACUAGUCUUGGCAUACUGACAGAAAGCCACCCUUUGUCUGGGUUGUUAGCAGAUGAAAGAAAGAAAACAUUGAAGCCCUUAGGAAGUAGAUUAAUAAGGGCCUGAAUUAUUUGAUAUUAGUAAUAAAAAAGUGUAUUCAGCAGCCAUUUCAUGCAUUAUAUGUAAAAGUUUUUGUAAGUACUUGGCAAGCGAUCUCUUUUACAAAAUAGUAUUGACCAAGAUCUCUGUUGUCGAAGUAUGGUAGUGUAUUCAUCAAGUUUGUGAUAGUUUAGAUUGACGAGAGUAAUGUUUCCACCCUGCAGGAAGUCCUACCAAAGAAACAUUCCAAGACUUGACUCAACACAACAUUCUUACUCACUCACAAGCCUCAUGAAUACCUUUGUAUAUAGUGACACAAUGUACAUGAACCGUCCUGUGGGGGAAGCCAGGUAUUAGUGGGUCAGUAGUACUGUAGGAGGUCCAUUUAAUCUUCCUCGUAUAAGAUAAUCAGCAGUGUUGCAAAUUAAUAGAAAAAAAUAGGAUAAGUUAUGAAGGAUAAUUUCAUCAUGUAAAAUGUUAAGUGAUUGGCUGCAAUGAAAGGUUUAAGAAUUUAGGAUUGCUGAGUGUUCUACUUUAGGACAUUUGUUAUAAAAUUUGUGAACGGAACAAAGUAUGGUGCUGGAAAGUCUCCCUCACAAUCACCUAGAAUGCGUAUGAUGAAAGCUGUAGAGAUAAGGAGUCAUGUUGUAAAUACAUCCCUUGGCAAUUUUAUAACUAUUUUGUUUAGUUGUGCUGAGGGUGAGGAGGGUGUUCAGAGGGAAGGACAUGUACAUAGUAGCUGCCUUGUCCAGCCUGACGCCGUCCUGGAGGGAGAAGGGAAGAGGGGCCUCGUUUUCACUGCCAGUUGUCAAUGCUCAUUCUCUCACCAUUUGCUGUUUUGUUUUUAAUCCUUUCAGGCUCAACUCAUGUAGAUUACAGUAUCUCUGAAUCCAUGUUUGUCAUACACUUUCUUUUAAAA
This is a messenger RNA of Eriocheir sinensis (Chinese mitten crab), 2907 nucleotides long. RefSeq names its product S-phase kinase-associated protein 2-like (gene Skp2). The record is from RefSeq and is a predicted model, not a curated record. The coding region runs from base 288 to 1643 and encodes 451 amino acids. The transcript has 9 exons. Gene Ontology annotation, biological process: SCF-dependent proteasomal ubiquitin-dependent protein catabolic process. Gene Ontology annotation, cellular component: SCF ubiquitin ligase complex. Lineage: Eukaryota; Metazoa; Arthropoda; Malacostraca; Decapoda; Varunidae. Gene Ontology annotation, molecular function: protein binding.